This is a messenger RNA of Dromiciops gliroides (monito del monte), 8954 nucleotides long. RefSeq names its product glutaminase (gene GLS). The coding region runs from base 236 to 2008 and encodes 590 amino acids. Gene Ontology annotation, molecular function: protein binding; glutaminase activity. The transcript has 15 exons. The record is from RefSeq and is a predicted model, not a curated record. Gene Ontology annotation, biological process: L-glutamine catabolic process. Lineage: Eukaryota; Metazoa; Chordata; Mammalia; Microbiotheria; Microbiotheriidae.
AGCAGCAGCAGCAGCGGCCGUAGCUGUCAGCUGGGCUAGGAUCCACGCCACGCCGCCUCCUUCCUCCCAUUCUCCACCCCAGCCCCGGAGCCCAUAAGGCCUCCGUCACUCCCGCGGCUCGAGAGCCUUCCCGAGGAACCGCUGACCGGGCGCAUCCUUCCUUCUCUAGUCGGCGCCAAGAGAAGCCCCGGGUGGGGGUGGAUAGCGCGGGGGUGAGCGAAGCUUAGCGGCCGGCAUGAUGCGGCUUCGAGGCUCCGCGAUGCUGCGGGAGCUGCUGCUGCUGCAUCCUCCCGCCGCCGGGGCGGCUCUAAGGCGGGGACAGCCCCUCACCACCUUGUGCCGGCGCCCCCGAGCCGGUGGCCGAGCUGCCGCCGCGGCCCGAGAGCUGUUCCCCUGGCGGGGUGGAGGCGCCCGUCGGCCUGCGACGCCACUAGCCCGGGGGCUGUCGAGUUCCCACUCGGAAAUCCUGCAGGAGCUGGGCAAGGGGAGCGACCAGCCCCAGUCAUCGCAGCCCUCGUCGACCCCCGCUAAGGACGGCCCCGGCGAGGCCAACGCCUAUGGCAACAGCGAGGGGAAGGAGCCGGCCGGGGGAGAAAAUAAGAUCAAACAGGGUCUUCUACCUAGCUUGGAGGAUUUGCUGUUCUAUACCAUUGCAGAAGGGCAAGAAAAAAUACCAGUUCAUAAAUUCAUUACUGCACUGAAAUCUACAGGACUGCGAACUUCUGAUCCCAGGUUGAAAGAGUGUAUGGAUAUGUUGAGAUUAACUCUUCAAACAACAUCAGAUGGUGUCAUGCUAGACAAAGAUCUUUUUAAAAAAUGUGUCCAAAGCAACAUUGUGCUGCUUACACAGGCCUUUAGGAGAAAGUUUGUUAUUCCAGACUUUAUGUCAUUUACCUCACACAUUGAUGAAUUGUAUGAAAGUGCUAAAAAACAGUCUGGAGGAAAGGUUGCUGAUUACAUCCCUCAACUGGCCAAGUUCAGUCCAGAUUUGUGGGGAGUAUCACUAUGUACAGUGGAUGGGCAGAGGCAUUCUAUUGGAGAUACCAAAGUUCCAUUUUGUCUUCAGUCCUGUGUAAAACCCUUGAAAUAUGCCAUUGCUGUAAAUGACCUUGGGACAGAAUACGUGCAUCGAUAUGUUGGAAAAGAGCCCAGUGGAUUAAGAUUCAACAAACUCUUCCUGAAUGAAGAUGAUAAGCCUCAUAAUCCUAUGGUGAAUGCUGGAGCAAUUGUUGUAACUUCGUUAAUAAAGCAAGGAGCAAAUAAUGCUGAAAAAUUUGACUAUGUGAUGCAGUUUUUGAAUAAGAUGGCUGGUAAUGAAUAUGUUGGAUUCAGUAAUGCCACGUUUCAAUCUGAACGAGAAAGUGGAGAUCGGAAUUUUGCAAUAGGAUAUUACUUAAAGGAGAAAAAGUGUUUUCCUGAAGGCACAGACAUGGUUGGUAUAUUAGACUUCUACUUCCAGUUGUGUUCCAUUGAAGUAACUUGUGAAUCAGCCAGUGUGAUGGCUUCCACAUUAGCUAAUGGUGGUUUCUGCCCAAUCACUGGGGAAAGAGUGCUGAGCCCUGAAGCAGUUCGAAAUACACUAAGUUUGAUGCAUUCUUGUGGCAUGUAUGACUUCUCGGGUCAAUUUGCUUUCCAUGUUGGUCUUCCUGCAAAAUCUGGAGUUGCUGGGGGCAUUCUUUUAGUUGUUCCUAAUGUUAUGGGAAUGAUGUGCUGGUCUCCUCCAUUGGAUAAGAUGGGCAACAGUGUUAAGGGAAUUCACUUCUGUCAUGAUCUUGUUUCUUUGUGCAAUUUCCACAACUAUGAUAAUUUGAGACACUUUGCAAAAAAACUUGAUCCUCGAAGAGAAGGUGGUGAUCAGAGGCAUGCCUUUGGACCCUUGGAUUAUGAAAGUCUCCAACAAGAACUUGCUCUAAAAGAUACAGUAUGGAAAAAAGUGUCACCUGAGGCAAAUGAGGACAUCUCCACAACUGUAGUGUAUAGAAUGGAAAGUCUGGGAGAGAAAAGCUAAAGGAAAUGGGAUUUAGUGUCAGAAUUUUCUUUAUUGAAACUCACGAAAUGUCUUUUGUUGCAUGCAUAUUCUCAAUAUUUAUUUGAUAUUUUUUGUUUGUUUCUCAACUUUUGGGGCAAGCCAUAGACUUUGAUCUCCUCCUAAUCCUUGUGUAAAACUUUCAAAAACUGGAUUCACUUACCUUUAAAGACUGCAAGAGGCAUCAAAGAAAAUUUAUUUUAAAGGAAAGUAUAAAAAGGAAACUUCAUUUAUUUUAAAAUUUGUCUCUAUUUUGCAAUAAUUUGUAUUAUAUGCUCUGAUAAGAAACAUUUUCAUAUUGGAAAAAUAGAAGCUCUUGAUUUAAAAUCUCUUACUAAACCUUUAUUUUUCAGUUCUAUAAACUGACUGACAUGGUGUCUAUAAUGUCACUUUCUAAGCCAAAUUCAAAGGACAAAGUUAUUGAUUUUCAGGUUUAUUUUAUUUAAUGUUAAUUAUUGAUACCAUAUCAGAAUAGUUCUAAAAUACAAAGUGACUUCAAGUUAAGCUCAAAUAUUUUUGUAGCACUUUUUGAUACUUUUUAUUACUUUUAAUAUUCUUAGCAAUUUUUUGAGGUCUUGUAGUGAAUGUAUGUAGUGCCUAGUUAUUCUUUGCAACCCCAAUGUUGCAGUAAUGAUAAGAUUUCAAUGGGUAGUGAGUAACUUACAUUACUCCUAAAUAUUCCAGCCAAAAUAACUUCAGGUAUAAAAUUAAUGCUCAAAUUGCUAGUAGACUAGAAGGAACAAAAGCAUUUCCAAGAGAAAUUGUCUCUGUUUAUUAGUUAUAUUUUCAUUUUCCAACCUAACAAGGAUCUUUUUUUUUUCUUUAACUUUUCAUUAAGGUUUUUUCCCUCCCACAAUGAAGUAGGAAUAUAUCUGUUAGCUUCAAAGGAUGUUUUAUUUGCACUUUUUAAGUAUAGUGACAUAGGAAUGGACUAAAGAACUUCUUGGAAUUUCAUACUAUAUCAAGCCAUUUAAUUUUAUAUGCUAAGUCCUUGAGGUUAGAUUUCUAGUACCUUAAUUGUAUUGAGAGUAACAUGUCCAGUUUAUUGCUUUCUAUUAUGAAGAAAAAACUGGUAACUAUGAUAAAGAAACUCUUUUGGCAAAUGUAUUUUGAAAUUACACAGGACCUAUUCACAAUUCUUCCCUCAGUUUACCUGCUUGCUUUACCUAAAGUUACAUCAUAGUCCAGGUCCAUAUUCUUGUCUCAAGCUGUAAACAUUUCUUUUGAAAGGAAUAGAACAUGUAGACUUUGUAAUUGUAGGUUAUGGAUGUCAGGGUAAAGAUUACUAAAGGAUAAUAAGACAUAAAGGUUGUUUUAGAACACUUAGAGGGGUUUUUGGCUGUGUAAUGACUAACCAAAAUGAAGAGAUAAUAGGUUAAGGACAAGACAGUGUGGCAAAAAAACUAGCCUUGAAGCCAAGAAAUAUUCAGUUCACAGUUUGCCUCAGACACAUAUUGACUAGUGCUCAAAAACAAACAUUUUUAAGGUUUUUCCCAUGACUCAUGGUUAUUUAAAAUCAUUAUACAUUACUGCUAUGAAAGCCAUUAUUAUUUUUUAAAAAAUUUUUUUAAUGGAGAGCAUCUUUACCACUGUAACCUUGGACCUGAUUCAGACUCAAUAAUAUUAUUUCCCAUUAGAGAUCUGAACAGGUUGAGUGCCCAAAGAAGUCUUUCUUUCCUUGACUCCCCAACCUCUCCAAAUCCGGUGCUACUAUUCAUUUUGUCAUAAGUUUUGUUUUUUAGAGCUAACAUAUUUAAUAAAGCUGAUUUUGUUAGUAAAACUGGAAAUAGUUAAGAAAGUACCACAAAAAGGAAAUGCUAUGUUUUCAUUCAUUAAUAUACAUUUAUAAUCAUGUUGUUUAUUUGUAGAAUUUACAUGACCUUGUAAAACUUAAAUUUUUAUUUAGAAGUAGGAUAACCACGAAAUUACCACAGUAAGUUUAUAGAACAAAAGCCCCCCCACAAAAAAAAAGAGAGAGAGAGAGAAAAUAAAAGAAAAUAUUCACUCAUUGGAGAAAGUAGAGGAUGAAAUAAGAGGAAAGAUGCUUUGUGAAUAGGACCCAAAACAUCUGUUAAAACCAAAACAACUUUGCCAGAGGCUUAAAGGCUUUAUCUUGUGUCAUUCAGUAUUACCAAUACUAUUUCCAAGAUAAUCCUUUUAAAAAUGCCCAUGAUUGUUGGGUUUCAUUUGUUUCAUACCAUUACUGAUUCUUGAUAUUCAAGCAUUUUAGAAGUUAGUAUGUUGUUUUUCUUUGUUGGCAUCAUUGACAUUUCAUUUGAAAUGUUUCUUUAAAUACUUUGGUUUUUUAGCAUAAAUGUUGUGCAUUUUGCUUGAGUAUUUAGAUUUAAAACAUUUGUCUUAUUUGGCCUCUUUUUCAUUGCUUUGUAUAUUUAAUGUACCUUUUGUUUCCAGCAUGCAUAUUUUUGUAUUGUAUAAUAAAUUUAUUUUAAGCUGAUUUUAUUGUUUUGAAAGUGUUUUUGAUGAAAAUAGCUCCAACUAUUUAUACAAAUCAUGUGUUGGAGAUUUUUAAUUGAGAAAAAAAAUUAUCUGCUAUAAAAAUACCACCAAAAGUCUUGAACAUUUUUAAUUCUAAGAUUGCUAAGAAGAGAAACUGGAAAUACUUAAAGGUGCAUCAUUUGCUUUUUUUUUUUUCAAUGGGCAGUGGGUUUGUUGGGGGAUUUUUUUUGUUUCAUUUUUGUUUGGUUUGGUUUUUUAUUGAUUGUACUUCAUUUAAAUAAAGACUUUUUCUUUGAGGGUUUUUUUUUUUGUUGUUUUCCAUUUAGUAACACUAAUUCCCUUCUUCACCCAAAACCCAAAACAAACCAUUGGUAGAGAAGUAAAUGUUCAAUUAAAUUACUUUCUGCUUUCUGAGAAGAGUAUUAUUAAUUCUGACACAAUCCUAGAUUGUUACUGAUUAAUACAUGACCCUGAAUUUAUUUAUUUGUAACUUACAGAGUAGGGAAAAUGUAUUGCUCAGUUUAAUGAAGAAUGAGUUUAGAAUCUUAGAGCUCACACACCAUACUACAGAAGCAUAAUCUUACACCCUAUAUAUGAGAAUUUCAUUUUUGGAAUUACCUCAUGAUAGUUUCACAGUAUAUACUAAAAUAUAAAAAAGCUUCACCUUUCCCAUGAGUUGCAUUUCAUUGGUUUUAAAAUUAAGUCCCCAUCCCCUCCUUCCCUGUACUUUUCUUGUUUAUGUUUUCUUCCUUAGUGAGCUUUGAUAUGUGGAAUUUAACUUCAAAAUAGGUUAAGGAACACCUAAAUUAUUGUAACAAGAGACCAAGACUUAAAUUAAUAGGGUACAAAAACAUAUGUUUUAAAAUAUUGGAUUAAAUAGUGCACAUCCAAGAUUGAACAUUACCUUUUGUGGGGGUAACAUACAUAGAAAACUAGAUACAAUUUUAGUUUUAAUAGCCUAUUUUACUUCACCAGUGGGAAUUUGUGCGUUGAUGUGUUUUGCUUCCUUGAUGACCUUGGAAGCCUUGAAAUGUGUUUUUAAAAGGUAACAUCUUUUAUUUCUUCUCAAAGAAAUGGAUAUAUCAGCAAUUUGUACCUCCCUUACUGCAUUUCAGUAUUUUAAUCCUUAAUCUACUAUUUCUAAUAAUAAAACCCAAGUUGGCCAAAAUUUAAUUGGAGAGACACCAUAACUUGGAAUUUGGUGUACUAGCUAAACAAUAGGCUGUUUUGCAAUAUCACUUAGAUCAAGUCUUCUUUCAGUCCCUUUGGCUUGAAACAGUGUAAUUUUUUUAUUUGUUUGUUUGUUUAUACAAUUAGAAAACAUAGCAAGAAAUUUUUAUUUGUAACCUGUUAAUUAUUUGUUUGCAAGACAGUGGAAAUGUUCAUUUCUUCUAUUGCAUAGAAAAUAGAAGCUUCUUUUGUUUUGCCAAUUAGGUGAUUACUGUGAUUUCUAUAAUAAGAAAUGGAUCAACUUGAAGAAACAACAUUUUAUUGCCACAUAUUUUUAUAAAGCGUUGUCACUGUAUUAUUAAUCUGAAAAACAUUUUCAGAAUUAUGGUUUUGCCAAGUAGCAAAUGGUGUUAAUAUUAAGUUCAUUUCAGAACUCUAGAUUUCAAUUAUUCCUUUGCCAGGAUAUAAACUAAAGUGUUGUUCCGGAAAGGGGAAAAAAAUCUAACAAGUGGAGUUAAUUGUGUUUACUUGAACCUUUUUUUUUUUUUUUGGUAUGGAUAAUAGAAUACAUUUAAUUUUUUUUUAAAACUGGGUUUACAUAAGCUCCAUAUGACUUCAUGUUGGUGAACUUUGUGUCCUUAUUCCCAUAAUCUUUUUAUUUUUUUAUUGUAAUCGCCAGAAACUGAACACAUUUUUUUUGUCUGAAUUGUAGGCUUAUAUUGUUAUUUCCAUGAACUUAUAGGUAGGAACUUCUGCCAUAUAGCAUUAUCUUAAUAAUUAUAUUGAAUAAUAGUCUCUUGAUUUGCUGUUCAAUUCAAAUGAAUAUGGCCUUGGUGAGCACUUGGCUGUAUUUUAGAUUAUUCAUUGUACUUUUCCAUCUAAAUUACCAUACAUUAUCAGUAUGUUAAAGGGUAUCAGCUUCUUUCAAAACUAAAUCUUCUAUAAUAACUAAAUUCUGAAAUUUUUGUUAUUGAAAUGAAAUGAUAGGCCAUUGUGAGGCAAAGAACAAAAGUUAACAUAACAUUCUGAGAAGUUGGCUUUCAGUUUAUCUUAUAAAAUAUUUGUUAAUAUAAAUACUGCAGAAAUGACACCUGUAUUAUACAAUGUGUGAAUCUAAAAGAUACUGUGGAAAGAAAAAUUAUCUGAAGUUAUUUUUUAUCUUUACAAUAUAUACUUUGUCAAUAUUUUCAAUAACUAAAGUGCCUAUCAGUUCAAUUUAGAAAUUUAAGCUUUAUGCUCAAAAACAGCCAAAUAGACUAAUUUUCUAAGAUGAGCCAGUUUAUUUCAACAUUUUUAUGCUGUUGAUUUGGAUUUUUAUUUUUAGUAUCUCAGAAAUUCAGAUUAGAGAUUAAGACCACCAAGUCUAGUCACUCUUAUUUUAUUCAGUAGGGAAUUAACACCUAUAAUCAUUUGAAUAACUGACUACGAAUUUUGAACACGUAUCAAAAUGCUUUAUUUUUGUGUGUCUUUUUAAAGUAUUUUUUUGUUUGUUUUUUUUAGUAAGGCAAUUGGGGUUAAGUGACUUGCCUAGGGUCACACAGCUAGUAAGUGUUAAGUGUCUGAGGCCGGAUUUGAACUCAGGUACUCCUGACUCCAGGGCCGGUGCGCCAUCUAGCUGCCCCCUAAAGUAUUUUUAAUAAAAAAGAAGAGGCACAAUGAGCAGAAACCAAUCAAAGGCAAAUAAAUUGUGGGGUGUGAUCAACCUUUCUGAGAUUAUUAAACUCUUUAAUUUUUUUCCACAAUUAUAUAAAAGUUAAUUCCUCAUUAAUUCUGGAAGUGAUUGCAUGAUUUGUAGUGGUUCCAAAAAUGAAGUAUCACCCUUAGAGCCUUUGCAGGUCAGUUCUGGGACAUUAUGACUCCAAAAAUAUAGAUAGAUGUUGCACCAACAGCUUUUGGAGGCAAAAGCUAGUCAUAAUAACUAAGGAAGUGGAUGAGAAAAGGGCUUUUAGGAAAAUUGGGAAAAGGUAUUUUCUAAGUUUAUUUUACUUAGCAAGUUCACCAAGAAGCCUUAAACCACAUAAAUGGGGAUCACUCUUAAUCUUUUAUUGGAAUUGCUUGACUUCAAAAUAAACAAUGACAUUACCAGUCCAUAUUUAACAAAGGUUUUAAUGCUUGAUUUUAAUCCUCAUUUAUCCUUUUAAAUUGGAUAAAUCACAAACUCAAUAUGUUUAAGCUGUUGGACAGUACUAGAUCUUUUAAAAUUAAUUUAAUAUAUUAAUUUAAAAAUAACUAGUGCUACCCCCAAAUUUAACAAAUUUGAUUAGUGCCUGAAAGCACAAUGAAAUAGGCACUCAGUUAAAAACAAUUGCUCUUAUAGCAACAUGUAUACUCAAAUUGGAACAGCUUGUCAAUAUGCAAAUUUAUGAAGUAUUUCAUUAUAGAAUUAAUGCUAAAAUCAUUAGUAUUUAGUUCCUCUUUACACUGUUACUCUGGGGGUUUACCUUACAAAUGUGUUUUUGUUCUGAUUUUAGUUUGAUCAGCACUUGAAAUGUUUUGCAUCUGUUAUCAUCAAGAAAUAUUUAUUAAGUAUCCAUGUGUGUUUGACACAAAAAUUAAGUCUUCUAUUUUGAAUUUUCCAUUCUGUAAAAUGAUAUUGGGCAGCUAGGUAGUGCACUAUUUAGUGAAUAGAGCAUUAGCCCUGGAGUCAGGAGUUCAAAUGCAACCUCUCAGAUACUAGCUAUGUGACACUGGGUGAGUUACUACUUACCCUGUUCUCCUCCCCAGCCCCAAAAUAUAUAUACAUAAAUUAUGCUUUGCAAACGAGCCAAAAUUUAUUUAGCUCUAUUCCUCCUUGUUUUCAUUUAACACUGUUUUAAUUAAAAAUAUCUUACCUUUACUCUUUUUCCAUAUAAAAUUUAGAAUCUGGGAGCAAAAUAAACUAUUGGAUUAUAUAGCCUGCCCACCAAAAGUUUUCCCAUUAAUCAAUCUUUAUUUUACAACCCAGAAAUUUAAGAUAAGUAUUUUAUUCCAUAACAGCUGUAUUUUUUAAAAUCUAUUUUCAAUAUUAAUAAAGACUAACAUUUCUUUUCCUUUCUAAUUUUACCUUUCAUUGUAACUUCUUGGCAUAGCUUUGGGUACAUUUGGAUUUGGCCAUGUGUCCAAGCCUAAAUGCACUGACUGUAUUUUAAAUAAAAGAAUGAACUAAAUGAUUUUCUAUUGUUGAUUAUAACCAUUUAAAAAUAGGUAGAAGUGAACUGAAAUAAAUUAUUUCAAUUAAUGUAAACUCUACACAUGUUCUCUGCAUCAUCAAAUUGAAAGACAACUAAAAUAAUGAACACGUUUGUUAAACUAAUUACAACAA